AUGGCGAAGGCCAAAGAUAAAAGUGUUUCUGGCAGCAAGAGUCACCCCCGCAGGGAUGUUAACCCCACAGUCCAGUCUUCAAGUCCUGAUGAGGCCAGCUCCACGACACGUGCAAGGAUAAACCGGAUUCUGAGCGACGAAGACGAGACUAAAGUUGCGGAGUGGAUCGAUCGGUGGUUGGAUCAUGGAUUUCCUCUGGAAAACCAGAAGCAAGUGAGCGCGUUUGCGCGCUAUUUCAUGCAUAUUGCCAAUCAUCCCAACAAGGAUGUUGGCGUAAGCGAUGAUUUUUAUGAGAACUUGUUCAGACGGAAUCGCAAUGUGAAGCACCGCGUUCAUGCUGCGCGGAAGGCCUACAACAGCGCGAAACUUAAGAACGAGGGGCGGGAAGCCAAAGAAGAAAGGCUUGCAAGGUUCCCAGCAUUCCUGAGAGACCUGCAGUGGGUAUUGGAUGUUCCAUCCAAGAAUCUCUAUGCGUUUGGUGAUACCGGAUUUGUGACUGCAAUUUCCUCAGAGCAUCAGGGAUUGUGCAUCGAGGCCUCGACUCGUGACGAUGCGGACUAUCGGAGAAUGACAUCUGCUAUUGUUUGUGCAAGUCAUGAUAAUCGCUUCCUAUCACCUUAUUUGAUCUCAAAGACGAGCGUGGUCAAUCAACAACGAAUGUGGUACAAAAAUGUGUCCACCUCGUUUGCAGCCAAGCCGUGGGCCAACGCGGAAUUCUUCAUGGACUGGAUUGACUGUGUCUUUGAAGAAGAGACCAAGACUGCCAGAAUGAAAGGUCUUGACUCCCCCGCGCGUCUUCUGCUGGUUGAUGGAAUCCGGUACGGAAUAACUCCAAAGAUCUUCAUGAGCUGUUGGAAUAAAGGCAUCUACUUGGCGUGUAUCCCGCAUAAAGGUUCCAUCUUCUUCAACCCGUUGGAGUGUGGAGUUUUCUCCAAGAUGCACAAGGUAUAUGUCGAAGAGGCUGCCACGAAAUAUCGAGAAGAGAAAAUUCCCUUCAUCGUGGACCCGCGAGAUGUAACCGAUUUCAUUCUCAGGCAGCUGGAUCGAACCCUGUUGAAAGUCCAAUUGGGAAAAGCGUGGACCAAGAGCCAUCUCUACUCUAGAGAUGAGGUAGCGCUCCGAAAGUAUGUCAAAGGGAUUCCUGCAACGCCUGCACCUGUGACCCCAGCCAAAGCAAGAACGAGAUCGGCAACUCGGCAGCAUGUUGUUCAAGAUCAACUGAUGUCUCCACCACGAUCAUCUCGACAACCGGAAGACACUCGGCACGCCCGCGGGUCAACAAGAGAUUCUGCAACUACGUCAGAGAGUUGUAACGAGACCCCUGAAAGACAGCAACCAUUGAAGUCUCGCAACCAACCUCCAUCUGGUCUUCCAAGAGAUUGUGGGAAUGCCGUAUCAAGCCCUUCCCCGUUAUCGCCAUCACGAGCGCACCGUUGCUCAAGACUCCCCAACACCAUCGAAAUCUCCGACGACGAGAGCUUUGAUAACGCUACAUCGACCGUACCUUCGAAUGAUGAGGAUUCAGAUGAAGAAGCCUCAGCAAGCGAAGGGGUUGCGCCCGUCUUGCGAGGAACUCCACCAUCUCGCUCAAGGCCUUCCCCAGUGUCGUCGUUCUACGGAAUGUCUGGUGCAUUGCUCCAGCCACCCGAUCGACAUCAAUAUCACACCCAGCUGGCUGCUCCUUCAGUUCAGAUUUUCAAUUGUCGCGCCCCUUUGCGGGCAAACCUCGAGGAUUCCAGGUGUCGAUACAACCACUCUGCGGAUUCUGAUGAGAUGACAGAUCAUACCGACAGUAUCUGGACCGGAGCAGGCCUUGAGAGGGCUUAUCGGAUGCAAAUUCGUGCACUUUCAGAUCCACAAACGCCAGAAUCGCAAAGGAGAACAUACGAGCAGAAGCUUCUCGCUUUGGCUCCUAUUCUGUCGGGAUUUGCACCUGGAAUCGUCAAUGCCCUACAAGCGCUCGCAAAAUCAUCUUCAGCUAAGCCUAAGGGUCAGUCAACUUCCUCACGCCCUUUGACGCCUCAGACAUCCAAAAAGACCAAAGUCAGAAAGGAGAGGCGCGACAGGCGACGCAGACACCCUGGCACAGAGCGAGUACCUCGCCAAACGACGAACCACAAGUUCCUUUGA
Messenger RNA from Penicillium daleae, 2130 nucleotides. RefSeq lists its product as uncharacterized. Gene Ontology annotation, molecular function: nucleic acid binding. Lineage: Eukaryota; Fungi; Ascomycota; Eurotiomycetes; Eurotiales; Aspergillaceae. The record is from RefSeq and is a predicted model, not a curated record. The transcript has a single exon. Bases 1 to 2130 code for a protein of 709 amino acids.